ACUAUUAUGUAUUCUAUUAGGUCCUAAGAAUACAAACUUUAAAAUGAGACAGUCCCCAAUCUCAAAGGGCUAUAUACUAAUAGGCAGAGACAAUAUAUGUAGGAAAAAUUGCAGUCAGAAAAGUUUUGCUUUGGUCAGUCACAGGAAGCAAAAUAGAACCAUAAUUAAGGAGGUCAAAUUUCACAACUUUCUCACAAUCUAGGGAAUAAUUAAAUAACUAACUUAAUUAUUCUUCCUAGAAUAAGAGGUGGAAAGGACUGGAAGAUUGCUGUUGUAAUAGGGCAAGUGAAAGAUCGAUGGGGUGGAUGGAUGUGACACAACCAGGGGCUGACUAGAGACAAGGUUAGAUGAAUUAAUACUCCACAUACUGGUAGUAACAGCUGAGGAUGGAAUUCCAAAGCUGAGUGGAUUAAGUACUUUAAAAUAUCUAGAAAUCUGUAGCAGGGAAGAUAAGAUGUCCAAAGUCAAUAAUGGCAUUCAGGUAAUGUGGAUGUGAUAGAAUUCAUGACCAACUGUUGGCUGACAUCGAAUACUUCUGAGGUACGCUCCAUAAGUGAAUUUCUGUAAUUCUUAUUCAAAUUUUCUCCUAGGAAAACAUGGAGAAUUUCAGAAUACUUAUUUCAUUUUAAGAAUUCAACAAAUGCUUCAUAUCUUGGUAUUCAAGUCAUUUUCCUGGGCAUUCAUUAUUUCUUUCCAUGUAAUCUUUCCAUUAUAUGUUACUUCAACAAAUAGAAUCAAUGAUCUUUUUGUUUUUUAAGAUACUUAGUAAAGUGUUCUGCUACUGGUUAGUGUUCAGUAAAUAUUUAAAUUUAUUCCAUUAGUUAUCUCAUUAUCAACAAAGCUUCUCACUCUGGAAAGAGAGACAAGUUUUCCAUAAAAAGGGCUUAAAUUGGGAUAGAAUAGAUAGGAGCAAAGAGAAGGAGGGCGUCAUCUGGAUUAUUUCUGACCAGUUGUUGGUUCUCCUUAGAAGAGGAUCAAUGACAUCAUGAAGUGACGUUUUGACAUCUAGGAGAAUUAGAUUUAAGUGAGGCAGAGUUGCAGAGUCAUCAAUCUCAUUAUCUUCCAGUCAUCAAAAUCCAGUAUCAAGACAAGAGUCAAGAUGACUAGAGAUGGUCAGAGAUGCAGUGGAUGGAUGACCUUGAUUCUUUGAUGCCCCACCAAGCUCUAAGCACCUGUUUCAGUCCUCCUCAUGGACCUUGCAACAAAUAGUUCUAAUCCACUUCUUUUGCCCAGGGAAGUUUUCACGGGCAUGGGAUAAACACCACCCCCCAAUUCACCAACUGGUUUGGCCCAUCUGCCCAGGGUGUGGCCCCUGAGCGUGUUCAGGUUUCUUGGAGCCACCAGUGAGAGUUGUGAAAGACCCAGAAGAUGCGGGAGCAGCCUCACACCAGGAAGGCUAGGGGUCCUUGAACAUGCGUAGUAAAUAAUCAAAAUGGAACUUUAGCCGCUUAUCUUAUGCUUAUCACAAAAUCUUUCCUAGUAGAAAGGAGGAUGUAGCAGUGGGAUUUUUUUUCCAAGUUUCAGAUGGGCCUUAGAAGUUCCUUCCAAGGCUAAGAGUUUAUGAUUAUUAAAAAUUUCCAGUGUUUAGUUCGUUGAGUGCCAAAAAUAAUAAUAAAUGAGGAAAAAGGGAGGAAAUUUUAUUCCUCUCUACUGAAUUAAUAAUUAUCUUAGAGCGAUCCAAUUCUCCCUGAAAGUGCCGAUGAGGGCGCAGCUAGGUGGCGCAGUGGAGAGCAUUAGCUCCGAAGUCAGGAGGACCUGAGUUCAAAUUUGAUUUCAGACAGUUAACACUUCCUGGCUGUAUGACCCUGGUCAAGUCACUUAACCCCAGUAACCUCACGGGAAAAAGAAAGUGCAAGUGAAAAUUAACAAUUUGGCAUCCGAAUCUUUCCUGCCGGUAGCCUUUUUCUAGAAGUUGUUCCCCUUUAAGAAGCCAGACUGCCUAAAGAGCCCCCUCCCCUUUUCCGCUUCCGCUUCCGUUCUGACCCCGCCAGGGGCUCGGUCUCUAGUGGUCGGAGUAGCUUCGGGUCGCGGAGCUUCCCUACUUUCUCCGCCCUUCCUCUGUUAGCUACCACUUCAGCUUCAGUCUCGGGUUCUACAGCUGCGUCCUGCGUUGCUACAGCAGCAGCAGCAGAAGGAGGCGGCGGCUGCUGCAGCAGUUGCAGCCGUAACACCCGCAGCUCGGGCCGCAGCGUCCACCCUCGCGGUCUAUGGCAUCUCGAUCCCCGACCCCGCAUUCCCUGCUGGCCUCCUCAGCCUUCCGUGGCGUGCGGGCUGUGCUGAGGAGCCGCUACCGCGAUGUGCUGGGUCUGGCCGAGUUCGUGCAGCGCCUCGGCCCAGACGUGCGGCUCCAACGCAGCGAGGACCCCGAGGUCUUCCAUGUUUUUGUGUCCCAAUGCGUGGUGUGCGUGCCUUGGGAUGCUCGGCCCCUCCCCAGGCCUUUCACCUUUCAGCAGUUGUCUUCCCAGAAGGAGGUGGUUGCUAGAAUUGUCCAGAGGAUUUGUGAAAAGAAAAAAAAGAAUAUUCUGGCUUUUGGUUAUACCCUAUUAGAGGAAAACAGAAUGCCAUUGCCAGUUAUGUUUACGACAAAUGUCUACAACUUCCAUCCUAACACGAUAACAGAAACAAUUAGUGUUAGUGCUUUGUGGGAUUUGCUUCUGAGCAGGAUAGGAGAUGAUGUGAUGAUGUAUAUGUUAGAGCACUGUUCCAUUUUCAUGAUGGUACCCCCAAGCUGCUCUUACCAGAUCUCUGGGCUACCUAUCUAUGAACUCUGUUUAAAAGAUUCUGAUUUCCCAUCUGGGUUCACACGGAGAAAAUAUCCAAAGCAGAAACCAGAUGCUCCACAUGAUAAUAUCAAAAAGAUUACCUUCCACAAAAAAUCCUUGGUCAAAUUAGAUGUGAGGAAAGAGAUGCUCAGAUCCAAAGACAAGGCCUUAAAAGUUUCAGGUCAAAAUCAGAAGAAUGCAGAGGAUCUGGUAGACAAACCUCUUCAAGAUUCUUGUGGGACUGAUCAGGGAUCUAAUGCUCACCAAGUAGAAAAACAAGACGGAAUCCAUUCAGUACAUUCCAUGACAGCUGUAUUAUCAAAAAGGCAAAGGGGAGAUGAAGAGGAAAGUGAAAUCUCAGCAAAGCGGCUAAAGAAAGAGGAGUACCUUCAUGAAAAGAGAAAAGAGCUGGUCUUGGGACAGGGUUGUGAUUUUCAUGAGAAUGAGUCUAAUUCUAAUAAUGCUGAGAACGUGACCCAAAGAUCAAAAGAAAUCUCUUCAAGGCAUUUCUCCAGUAAGAAAUCUGCUCUUAAAGGAGAUGGUGGUGAGGCAAAAUGUUUCACAGAGACCAAGGAUAGCCUCCCCCUUUUGGAAAAUAACGAUGAGGAUUUAGCAUGCUGUGAUUCUUCCAUUAUCAAAUCUACCUCUGAAGACAAAAUAGAAGCCAAAUCUUCAGAAGGUUUGGUUGGACGACCUAAACCAACUGAUGCCAUUUUCUCACGUGUUCUGUGUCCUGAGAAAGAACCACCAAAGAGACUGAGAAGUGCUUCUGGUUCCAUUAUAUACAUUAACAGGAAACGUUUCUUGUAUUCUGGCCGUAACUUCCGAGAAUGUUUGCCUGCAUCAUUUAUGCUGAAUCGUUUACACGAUUCACUAUCUGGGGGUCAAAGGCUAGUAGAAACUAUCUUCUUAAACUGUCAUCUCUUUGAGCUGAAAGGUGACCCACAUCAGCAGAAGACCCUCUGGAAAAAUAGACGACUCCCUAAACGUUAUUGGCAGAUGCGGCACUUGUUUAAGGAAUUGAUACAGAACCACCGAAAGUGUCCUUAUUUCAUGCUUCUAAAAAAGAACUGUCCCCUGAGAUUUUCAGCAGCCAAGACAGAUCCUGCUAACCAGCUAAAGACGCCACAGGCCAUUGCUUCCAAUCAUUUAACCAAAUCUGAGGAAAUACAGCAUCAGAUCCAAGAUGGAGGCCAGCAGCAGGAACAGAUAUCUGACGUUCCCCCGAGCUGUGAAAGUAGCAUCAUGAAGGAGCCUAGUUGCUUACUUACAGAGCAGACACCUGAUAAAGAAUCGGUCCUUUCCAGUAAAAUGUCUAAAAAACCACCAUCAGGAUCAGACACAGUUAGGAAGGCAGUGUUCCCAGGCAAGGAUGGUAGUGAUGUCUUACAGCUCCUCAGUUGGCACAGCAGCCCUUGGCAGGUGUAUGUGUUUCUGAGGGAGUGUCUUCACCGUUUGGUGCCCACUGAACUCUGGGGAUCAAGUCACAACAAGUGCCGCUUCUUUAAGAAUGUGAAGAAAUUCCUCACUCUGGGAAAACAUGACAAGUUUUCUCUUCGGGAGCUGAUGUGGAAGAUGCGAGUAAAGGAUUGUGCUUGGCUUGCCCUGGCCAAAGGGAAUCAUUUUGUUCCAGCCUCAGAACACCAUUUACGUGAAGAGAUCUUGGCCAAAUUUGUAUACUGGUUGAUGGACACAUAUGUAGUUGAGUUGCUCAGGUCUUUUUUUUAUGUAACUGAGACAAUGUUCCAGAAGAAUAGACUCUUUUUCUACCGGAAGUGUAUUUGGAGCAAGCUGCAAAAUAUUGGCAUCAGAAAACACUUUGAUAAAGUACAUCUUAGAACACUAUCAGAAGAGGAGAUAAAGAAAAAUUUGGAAGCAAGAUUUAUCUGCCUGGCAUCUAGACUUCGAUUCAUCCCCAAACCCAAUGGACUUCGACCAAUUGUAAAUGUAGACAGCGUCAUUGGAGCCAAAGUAUCCAAUAAGGGAACCAAAGAUAAGAAAAUAAGGUGUUUUAAUGGCCAGCUUAAAAACCUGUUCAGUGUUCUUAAUUAUGAACGGACUCUUCACCCUGAAGUCUUGGGUUCUUCUUUGUUUGGGAUUGACGGUAUUUAUCAAGCUUGGCGGCAGUUUGUUCUCCGAGUGAAGCAAUCCAAGGACAAAGUUUCCAACUUUUACUUUGUAAAGGCUGAUGUGACAGGCGCUUAUGAUACUAUCCCCCAUGACAAGCUCGUGGAAGUGAUCUCCAGUAUUAUUAAGCCGGAGGAGAAGAAAAUCUACUGUAUCAGACGUUAUGCUGUAGUCCAGAAGAAUGCCCAUGGAAACAUCCAGAAAUCCUUUAAAAGACACGUUUCCACUUACAAGGAUGCCUUGCCUUAUAUGAAUCAGUUUGUGGCACAUUUGCAAGAAACCUCUUCCCUGCAGAAUGCCAUCGUGGUUGAACAGAGCUGUUCCUUAAAUGAGACCAGCAUCAACCUCUUCACUUUCUUUCUGCAUUUGAUUCAUAACAGCAUCCUAAAGAUCAAGAACAAGUACUACGUCCAGUGCCAGGGAAUUCCACAAGGCUCUAUUUUGUCCACUCUGCUGUGUAGUUUAUGCUACGGAAACAUGGAGAACAAAUUAUUCCCUGGAAUUCAGCAGGAUGGAUUGUUGAUCCGACUAAUUGAUGACUUCCUGCUUGUGACACCUCAUUUAACACAAGCCAAAACCUUCUUAAGGACUCUGGCAAAAGGUAUUCCUGAGUAUGGCUGUUUAAUUAAUCCUAAGAAGACGGUGGUGAAUUUUCCUGUGGAAGAGGAUAUUCUAAGUGAAUCUGACUUUACCCAGUUACCAGCCCACUGCCUAUUUCCAUGGUGUGGUUUAUUACUCGAUACAAGGACCCUAAAUGUGUUUUGUGACUAUUCCAAUUAUUCCCGUACUUCCAUUAGAACCAGCCUUUCCUUUGACCACAGCGUCAAAGCAGGGAGGAAUAUGCGGAACAAGCUGGUUGCCGUGCUCAGGAUGAAGUGUCACGGUUUAUUUCUGGAUUUACAGGUGAAUUGUCUUCAAACUGUCUACAUAAACAUUUACAAGAUAUUUUUACUACAGGCCUACAGGUUUCAUGCAUGUGUUCUUAAGCUACCAUUUAAUCAGCAAGUCAGAAAGAAUCCUGGUUUUUUUCUCUCAGUUAUUUCAGACAUUGCAUCUUGUUGCUAUUCCAUUCUGAAAGCCAAGAAUCCAGAAGUUACACUGGGUGCCAGAGGAGCCUCGGGUCCUUUUCCUUUUGAAGCAGCAAGAUGGCUGUGCUAUCAUGCUUUCUUGAAUAAGCUGGUGAAUCACAAGAUAGUCUAUAAGUGUCUUCUGGGAACUCUCAAAACGAGCAAACUGCAAUUAUUCCGGAAGAUUCCAAAGUCUACAAUGCAGAUGCUAAAGGCAGCAUCAGAUCCAUCACUCUCUCAAGACUUCAAAAUGAUAUUAGAUUAGUUGUUUGAGUCAUUCAUUUCUCCAGUGUUGAAUUGAGAUGAAUAACAUGUUACAUUAAAGUGUCCCUUUUUCCUGCCUCAGA
This is a messenger RNA of Antechinus flavipes (yellow-footed antechinus), 6303 nucleotides long. It is a transcript of the gene TERT, whose product is annotated as telomerase reverse transcriptase. The transcript has 17 exons. Gene Ontology annotation, molecular function: telomerase RNA binding; telomeric repeat DNA binding. Gene Ontology annotation, biological process: telomere maintenance via telomerase. The record is from RefSeq and is a predicted model, not a curated record. Bases 2208 to 6221 code for a protein of 1337 amino acids. Gene Ontology annotation, cellular component: telomerase catalytic core complex. NCBI's taxonomy places the organism in Eukaryota, Metazoa, Chordata, Mammalia, Dasyuromorphia, Dasyuridae.